AUGACUGAUAAAGCAGCUGUAGCCAAGGAGCUUUCGCCCGAUGGCCGCUCUGUGGAAGGCUUUUCUCAUCAUGCUGAGGAUAUCACGGCGGACCGUGAGCCCUAUGGCCCGCCGGGUCUCAAGGGGUUGAUGUCCAACCCGUUUGUCCUCAUGUGCGCGGCCUGUUCUACGCUCGGUGGCUUGAUCUUUGGUUAUGAUCAAGGUGUCGUGUCUGUUAUUUUGGUCAUGGAUCAAUUCCUGGACGAGUUUCCGCGGGUCGGAGGUGCUGGGUCUGGGUUUUGGAAGGGUCUGCUGACGGCAAUGAUUGAACUGGGUGCAUUGAUCGGUGCCCUCAAUCAGGGUUGGAUUGCAGACAUGAUCUCCCGUCGCUAUUCCAUUUUGGUGGCUGUUGGUAUCUUCACCGUUGGCUCCGUGCUUCAGACCGCCGCAGUGGAAUACGGCAUGUUGACCUUUGCUCGCUUUGUUGGCGGCUUUGGCAUUGGCAUGUUGUCCAUGGUUGCACCGUUGUAUAUCUCCGAAAUCAGUCCUCCGGAAUGUCGCGGUACCCUCCUCGUUCUUGAAGAGUGGUGCAUCGUACUAGGCAUCGUGAUUGCCUACUGGAUCACGUUCGGCACCAGAUACAUGGCCGGCGAAUGGUCCUGGCGGCUCCCCUUUCUCUUGCAAAUGAUUCCCGGCUUCAUCCUCGUAGCCGGUGUCAUCGUUCUCCCCUUCUCCCCGCGCUGGCUCGCCUCGAAGGGUCGCGACGAGGAAGCUUUACAGAGUCUCGCCAAGCUCCGAAACCUCCCAACCUCCGACAGACGGGUACGCCAAGAGUACAUGGAUAUCCAAGCGGAGGUUCGCUUCCACCAGCAGAUGAAUGUUGAGAAGCAUCCGAACCUACAGGGCGGUGGAGCCAAGAAUGCCUUCCUCCUGGAGAUGGCUUCUUGGGCUGAUUGUUUCCGUAAGGGCUGCUGGCGCAGAACUCACAUUGGUAUCAUGAUCACUUUCUUCCAGCAGUUCGUUGGAAUCAACGCCUUGAUCUACUACUCUCCUACUCUGUUCGGUACCAUGGGCUUCGACAAUAACAUGCAGCUUAUCAUGUCCGGUGUUCUCAAUUGUCUACAGUUAGUCGGCGUAACAACCUCCAUCUGGACAAUGGAUACACUAGGCCGUCGGAAACUCUUGCUCGGAGGAUCCGUCGGCAUGGCCAUCUCACACAUCAUCAUCGCUGUCCUCGUCGCAAAGUACAGCUACGACUGGGAAGCCCAUCAAACUAUGGGCUGGGUCAGCGCAGCCUUCCUCUUAUUCUACAUGGUCGCCUUCGGUGCUUCAUGGGGACCAGUCCCAUGGGCCCUCCCAGCUGAAAUCUUCCCCUCCUCCCUGCGCGCCAAGGGUGUCGCCCUAUCUACCUGCUCGAACUGGCUCAAUAACUUCAUCAUUGGCCUCAUCACCCCACCCUUAAUCGAAGACACAGGUUACGGUGCUUACGUGUUCUUCGCCGUCUUUUGUGUACUCUCUGGUAUCUGGACUUACCUCUUCGUUCCGGAGACCAAAGGCCGCACUCUCGAGCAGAUGGAUCACGUUUUCAAGGAUAACUCGAGUGAGCAGGAUCGAGCUCGUAGACGUGCGAUUGAAGUGGAGCUUUUGAAUGAACAUUUGGAAUACAAUGUAUGA
Molecule: messenger RNA, 1653 nt
Organism: Penicillium atrosanguineum
Lineage: Eukaryota; Fungi; Ascomycota; Eurotiomycetes; Eurotiales; Aspergillaceae
Product: sugar porter family MFS transporter
Exons: 3
Coding region: 1-1653 (550 amino acids)
Biological process (GO): transmembrane transport; carbohydrate transport
Cellular component (GO): membrane
Molecular function (GO): carbohydrate:proton symporter activity
Source: RefSeq, a predicted model, not a curated record